CGCUGCGGACGCUCCCGCUGCUGCGGUCCCGUCGGCGUCUCUGCGCGCACUCGCGUGUCCCCGCCGUGAACCGGAACCGCUUGCGGAAGUCGCCGCUGGGAGCCGAACGCCGAACGAGAACACGGUGGGAGGCGGCCUGCGCGGCGCCACCCGCCAUGGCCCCGGCGGGGUGAGCACUGCGUGGGGCCGCAGGCGCGGACUCAGGCUCCUCCGCCGCAAACCAGGGCCUGAGGCCGUAGCAGCCGGGGUCGCUGUCUGUCGGUCGCCUGCACGUCGCCGCCGUCCAUGGCGCGGCCCCGCCGCCGCCGUCGCUGCUGACCCGGGCCCGGCGCGGUUUCCGCCCUCCACGGGGCGCGGGCGGCCUGCCUUUGCGCCCGAGCCCGCGCCCGCGCCCGCGCCCCGGGGCUACCAGUCGGAUAGGCAGCGAUGGGGAACACUACUUCAUGCUGCGUGUCGUCCAGCCCCAAGCUCCGAAGGAAUGCGCACUCGCGGCUGGAGUCCUACCGCCCGGAUACGGACCUCAGCCGUGAGGACACUGGCUGUAAUCUGCAGCACAUCAGCGACCGGGAAAACAUCGACGUGUCCAAGCUCCUCCAAGUCUUGGCAGCAGAGAGAAAAACCAUUUUCCCAGGAGCAGAGGCAUCCAGGGCAGAGCCAUUGUUGUCAAUGAACUCUUCCAAGGAUUUGAACAUGGAAUUCAAUCCUUCAGACCAUCCUCGGGCCAGCACAAUAUUCCUCAGCAAAUCUCAGACAGAUGUGAGAGAAAAGCGCAAGAGUCUCUUCAUUAACCAUCAUCCUCCAGGGCAGACAUCAAGGAAAUACAGCUCCUGCUCCACGAUCUUCCUAGAUGACAGCACAGUCAGUCAGCCAAACCUCAAGUAUACCAUCAAAUGUGUAGCUCUUGCGAUAUAUUACCACAUCAAAAACAGGGACCCAGAUGGAAGAAUGCUCUUAGAUAUUUUUGAUGAAAACCUCCACCCUCUUUCGAAAUCCGAAGUGCCACCUGAUUAUGACAAACACAACCCAGAGCAGAAGCAAAUUUACCGGUUUGUUCGGACACUGUUCAGUGCUGCUCAGCUGACAGCUGAAUGUGCCAUUGUCACCCUGGUAUACCUUGAAAGGCUCUUGACAUACGCAGAAAUUGACAUCUGUCCAGCCAAUUGGAAGCGCAUUGUCCUAGGGGCAAUCCUGCUGGCCUCUAAGGUGUGGGAUGACCAGGCUGUGUGGAAUGUGGAUUACUGCCAGAUCCUGAAAGAUAUCACAGUGGAGGACAUGGAUUUAUUCAUUUCCUCUUUACCAGCCUCUAUCAUCUUCAUAAGACUGAAUAUAAGGAAUGAACUGGAGCGGCAGUUUCUUGAAUUGCUACAGUUUAACAUCAAUGUUCCUUCCAGUGUGUAUGCCAAGUAUUAUUUUGAUCUCCGUUCUCUGGCAGAAGCAAACAACCUGAGCUUUCCUCUGGAGCCCCUAAGCAGAGAGCGUGCCCACAAGCUUGAGGCCAUCUCCCGUCUCUGUGAGGACAAGUACAAGGACCUGAGAAAACCCAUGAGGAAGCGUUCAGCAAGUGCUGACAACCUGAUUCUGCCACGGUGGUCCCCAGCCAUCAUCUCCUAACUGGGGCAUUCUCCUAAGGUCAUGCUGUCCCUCAGUUUCUCCUUUUGUUUAAGAAAAAAUGAACUUGGGUGGUUUUGUUUGGUUUGGCUUUCUUUUUUCCUUCUGGCCCCAUCAAGGCUGCCUUCACACCCACCUCCACACUCCGUGGGUGCACGCAAAGAGGCUUUAAGGGACGUGAAAUCAGUAUUCAGGAAACUUGGUGUCAAGCCUUCCUGACCGUCACGAAUAGCACUUCUUUCAUGGAGGAAACAGACUCUAAUCCUGGAGAAGGAAAUGAAGGAGAGGAAGUUGUAUUGAGGCAAAGAUUACUUGGUAGCUUUGCUGUUUCUGGGUCCUUGUCUGGUCAUAGAUACCAGAUGGAGCCAGCUGAUAGGUAGCAGAGUUGAACGCAUCUCCAAAUCAGGAAUGCCAUGCUAUGUGCCCUCGGAAUCCUUAUGCUCUGUAAGACUUCCUGCAUUCCUUCAUGCUGCUCUCUUGGGGGUGGGGGUGGGGGUGUUUGUUCAUUUUUAUUCUGGUUUGGUUUUGAUUCCUUAGAGCAGAGAGUAUAGUUUGUAACCACCAUGGCACAGACAUCCAAAUAAAUAGUACUGAUUGUUUAUCUCUGCUCCAUUUUCUCUAGCUUUCUUCUGAGCUUUCUUCCUCACAAGAUGUGCUUGUUGUGUUUCUACACAUCUGUUUUGUAUGAUUCUCUUUCAACAAUAGCAGGAUUAACUUGACUGUAGUACUGAACCAAAACUAUUCUCUCCUGCCUAAUUCCAAGAACAUUCUAUCUAGAUUAACAUGGGUGCUUGUGCCUUCCAGUUUUCUUGCGAUUGGUUGUUCUUGGUUUUGGUUUUGUCACCUCCUCUCCAUCCCAGGUUCUCUUUUUCUGCUAACAUGAAGGUGUAAUUACAAAACGCAAUCAGACUUGGUGGCUGAAGGCCAAGGUCCUGAGCACAAGCAUCUUGGGUAGAGAAGCAUCAGGGAGCCAGUCUUUCCUGACCUCAUGAGGAGCCAUGUCCAUGUGCUCCUGCCUGGUCAUUCUUCUACUGACCUCAUGAGGAGCCGUGUCCAUGCGCUCCUGCCUGGUCAUUCUUUUACUUCCAUGUCCAUUGUUGUAAGCAAUAUUCUCCUUGAAUUUUAUAUGCUUCCUUUAAAUCAAAUUUAGUCUAUUUGUAUACAGUUUUUUUAAAAAUCUAAAAUGUAGAAAGUGGGGAUUGGGUGGGUGGGUAUUCCAAUGGGAAGAUCACUAAAAGGAAAAAUGUUACUAUUUCCUGAGGUAUUUUUCACAGAAUUAUUGAAUUUAAAAAAAAAAUUCAACUUGCAUUCUCAUUGUGGGUGCUUGGAGAAGCUACACAAACUGUGAAGGUUCAUACUUCCUUAAUUAUAACCAGCUUUUGUGUUUUCUGACUGUUUCUGACUUGUUUUGGGGAUAGAUUAAACAAUUCUAUUGAGUACAAUAAAAGGGUUUAAGGUAUCUAUCAAAGAGAGAAUCUAACAUGAAGUCUAAGAGUCUGAGUCACACACAAGUGCUUUGCUUCUGCCCGUCUUCUUAGGUUGCAGUGAGGUUUUUCCUUGUUUUGCUUUGUUAUAUACUCCUCCUGUGUGAGUUGUAUGUUAGUUUUGAAUACCCUAAAAUUGUAUGCCUGACCCCUCUCAAUAGAGCACACUUUGAAAAUGGAAGGAACAAAAUGUCAAAAUCCCAAAAGUAUGGAGCCACAAAUGUUAGUCAGGAUUCAGUGCAGUUCUUGUGCAGUUCUGUAUGCAAUAUGAGCAAGUUCUAGCCUGAACUUCCAAAGCAGGAAGUAAAAAAUUAAAUGCCCUUCCUGUUGCACCUUUGAUGAUUUGCUCUGAGCGGGAAACAGGAUCAGCUUCUCUCCUUAUGAACCUUAAACAGAGGUCUAAAAGUGUAGAAAGUGUCAUUUUGUAUUCCCUCAUCUCUAUAACUCUAAAAGGGACCUAUUUUCUUAGCCAAAUAUGAAUACCUCUUAGAUGAACUCCUUCCUCUCAUGUAAAGUACCUUAUUUUACCAGCCCAUUUUAGGAAAGAACUGCUGACUUGAUAGCAGAAAUCUUAUUUUUAUUCCUUUUAUUUGAAUGGGAGAUUUGGAAAUUAACUUAUGUAAAUAGUUCAAUGCACCUGAUACUAUUUUGUGGAGUUUAUUAAACUACUUUAAAAGAU
Messenger RNA from Mastomys coucha (southern multimammate mouse), 3771 nucleotides. It is a transcript of the gene Ccny, whose product is annotated as cyclin Y. Gene Ontology annotation, biological process: regulation of cyclin-dependent protein serine/threonine kinase activity; regulation of canonical Wnt signaling pathway. Gene Ontology annotation, molecular function: cyclin-dependent protein serine/threonine kinase activator activity; protein kinase binding. The record is from RefSeq and is a predicted model, not a curated record. Bases 427 to 1611 code for a protein of 394 amino acids. Lineage: Eukaryota; Metazoa; Chordata; Mammalia; Rodentia; Muridae. Gene Ontology annotation, cellular component: plasma membrane; cytoplasmic cyclin-dependent protein kinase holoenzyme complex. The transcript has 12 exons.